UAAUCAUUUAUUCACAAUAUGACUGGAUCUUUAAACGAAUAAAAAAGAAGUAAAAGUUUAAUAUUAAAUAUAAAAAAAGUUGUAAUAUUGUUUUCUGUUUUUUAUUUUCAAAUAUGCAGAAUUUGAAAAUGACUGAGCGACUUAUGGCAGCGACUAUUCUUCUGAAUCUUAUUCUAGGAGCGAGCACAUACAGUUACAACGAUGUUCAAAACUGGGGUGACACAUUUUCAAAAUGUAAAGGAAGAAACCAAUCUCCCAUAAUUUUUAACGGGCGUAUCGGGCCUGGUUCGCCGGAUGAUAAAAAUAACAUGAAAUUUAUGGACAUUACAAAAUUUCCAACAAGAAUGACCAUAAAGAAUACUGGUCACACUGUGGUAAUAAGACCUGAGUGGUCUGGAAAAGCUCCAGAAUUAGCUGGUGGACCCCUCAAUGGGACUUAUGUAUUUGAAAAAAUUACUUUUCAUUGGACCAAGGAACAGGAUAAAAUGGGGUCUGAGCACAUGAAUUAUGAGUUCACGAAGCCAGCAUGGGCGGAUAUGGAGAUGCACAUGAUUUUUUAUAGAAAGGAUUUAAAUACAUUUCACAAAGCUGAAUCAGCAGAUGAAGGCCUUACAAUAAUUUCGUUUAUGCUUGUGACUGGAAAUAAAUAUGAAGGAACUAUGCUUAAAGAACUGGAAGAAAGUUUAGAUAAGGUGCAAUCCAUAAACUCCACAUCAGAGAUACGGUCGUUCGCCUCAUCAAGUUUAUUCACGCUUCCACCAAACCCUUUUAUAUUUUACAAAGGUUCAUUGGAUUACCCGCCGUGCUCGGAAUCCGUGGCUUGGUUAUUGUGUCAAGUUCAUAUCCCUAUUUCCAAAGCCCUGCUAACUUCAUUCAGGAACAUAAAGUUUUCAAAUGGAGAUGUGUCGAAUGUUAGACCCUUGCAGGCGCAAGAGGAUCGUCAAGCUAAGUUUGAGUACAUUAAUUAUGAUUUUUCAGCAAUUAUGAAAGAUGUUAAGCUUUUCCAGUAAUUUUUGGUAAAUGUCUGCGCUCGGGAAAGGUUUUCUGCAGUUUUCCUUUCCCUUGGCAAAAAUUUCAAGCAAAUGCGAGUGCUACUAAUAAAUAUCCGUCUGCAGGCGAUAGGAAGUUCAUAAUAAGGUUAUGGGCUUCCGGUUUAAAUGCAACUAUAUAAAUAGUAUAUUAAUGUGCGUAAUAAAAGAAAAUAAAGUUUUUUUUUCAUCCAUAA
Molecule: messenger RNA, 1225 nt
Organism: Belonocnema kinseyi
Lineage: Eukaryota; Metazoa; Arthropoda; Insecta; Hymenoptera; Cynipidae
Product: carbonic anhydrase-like
Exons: 7
Coding region: 114-1010 (298 amino acids)
Cellular component (GO): cytoplasm
Molecular function (GO): zinc ion binding; carbonate dehydratase activity
Source: RefSeq, a predicted model, not a curated record